AUGGGGUCUCAGGAGAAGGGCACAGAGCAAAAGAUAAAGAGUCGAGGGCAGAAGAUACAGUCCAUGGGGGAGUGGAUGGUGGAAGGAGCCAGUGAGGAGACAGGAACAGGAGAAGCCGAGACCUCAAUCCAGAGGCCAGCCAGGAUGAAGCCCCAGGAUGGAGUCGAGGGUGGGAGGAGCCAGGGUGAAGAUGACUUGAUGGCAGACGACACCCUGGGGACGACCAACAGAGAUGAAGCCACAGAUGGAGAGCCAGGGGUUUCUGGUGCUGGUUGGGGUGUGAGUUACAGUCAUUCACACAUCUGUGCACUAAAGAACUCAUCAGUGAUAAUGAACUGCACUUAUACAUACCCUACUGGAUAUAAAAUCAUGAAAGUGUUCUGGACCAAAGGACCUGUAAUAAAGGGUAUAGAGCCCCCAGAUCUGUCUGAUGACCCUGAAUACAGUCAAAGACUUCAGUAUCUGGGAGAUAAACUGAGAUACUGCACCAUCAGACUGAGUCAUGUGACACAGAAGGAUUCACACACGUACUAUUUCAGAUUCACAACUAAUAAACCUAAUGGUAAAUGGACUGGUUAUCCAGGAGUGACUCUUACUGUCACAGAUCUUCAGGUGGAGUCUCCUGAGAGAGUGACAGAGGGAGAUUCAGUCCGUCUGACAUGUAAAAGCAGCUGUGCUCUGACUGACGGAGCAACAUUCAUCUGGUACAGAAACUCACAGCCAUUAACUGAGAGAAGAGACAGAAACAAUCAACUCCUGCUGCAGUCAGUCAGAAGAGAGGAUGCAGGCAGAUAUAGCUGUGAUGCACAGGAACACAAUCACUAUCUCAAAUCACCUGAUGUGCAGCUCAGUGUGAGAUAUCCUCCCAGGAAUGUCUCUGUGUCUUUCAGUCUGUCUGGCCAGUUCUGGGAGGGAGAUUCAGUGACUCUGCUCUGCAGCAGUGAUUCAAACCCACCUGCAGAAAUCAUCUGGUUUAAGGAGAAUCAAAGCGCAGCUGUUGGAUCUGGACAGAGUUUCAGUGCACUACAGAGUGGACGCUUCUACUGUGAGGCUCACAAUCAACAUGGAUCUCAGAGAUCAGACUCUGUUACUGUCACUGUUAAAGGACGUCUGGUGAUAUUGUACAUAUCCAUUGGAGUGGUUUGUGGAGCUGCAGUUAUCAUCACGAUGUUGCUGAUUUGCAGGAGCAGGAUGAAACAGAGAAAUGACACACAGGGAUCUCAGAUGAAUCGUUCCAGAUGUCAAGAUGACAGAUGUAAAGUUUGUUGUUUUGAGAUGAAUGAACCUGUGUAUGAGAAUGUAAGGCUUAACAGGGAGAGGCUAUAGUGUUUUGGAAACAUGGCAAAACAUUUUAUAGCAUUUAUGCAACCUGGUCUCAUGGCAUAAACGUACCUGGGGGCACUUAUUAGCGAGACCGUUUUUACAUGCCUUACUGCAUGUUUUGCCGCAGUUUCAAAGAGAAAUGUCCACUGAGUGUCCACUGAUUUGAACCAGAGCUCCUCAGCUCUCAAGUACGUCUCCGUACUCCAUGAGCUACCGAACAAACCUACCGGCCGUGAAAACCCAUAUAUGUGCGACGCUAACGUUCAAAAGCAUCAGUUUUCAAAUCUCCCAGCAUAUUAAUAUUGUUUUGAAUAACAUGAUAUUCUUCAAGUAACUGUGCGAAAAUUCCGUUUUAUUAAUCGAAACUCUGUAAAUUUGUAUGAAAAGGAAUAAAAGGUGUCAGAGUUUUACUGCCUCUAGUGUUCAUUUCUUUUGGAAACUGCAGUGAUAUGUACUUACUGGUACGCAUUUUGUGUCUCGCUAAAAAGUGCCCCCAAGUUGCGUUUAUGCCAUGAGACCAGGUAGCAUUUAUGUAUCGCUUGUGUGCGGAGUCCUGAAAAGCAACAUGAAUUGAUACAGUCGUAUGUAAUCCAAUGUGAGUGUGUAAAUGUUUUUCCUUUACACUCUGUACCAUAUAGUUUGUUUGCUUAAUUUAGAUGUUUUUCAAACUUUCAGCCUUAUUCCUUAUGUUUUCAAGGCAGAAAAUAAAGAUCUGAUACCAUUUGAUACCUCAGUAUAACAGCAUAAAUAGCAACACAAUGAAACACUGUUAGAAGGACACAUACAUUACUCUAGUAACAAUACUGAUAACUUACAAUACUGUUUACUGGUUAGUUGGUAUUAAUCUGGUUUGUCCCAGUGAUGAUACCAUACUUUUUUGUGGUCUUUUCACCCACUGCUGGUGACCAUGUUCCAACGCUUUUACUUUCGUUGUAAAAUGAAACUGUAUCUGUGAUUUUUAAUUGAAAUGUCAUCAAAGUGCCACAUGUCAAAAAGCAGCACAUAUGAUUGGUGAGUGAUCAAGUCUUCUGAAAUUACAUGACAGCUUUGUGUGAAGAACACCUUGGUCAAAUUUAGGUAAUUAGGGUUAUGGUUAACUGAUAACGUUGUACUCUGCCAUUGUCCUCAACUAUCAUUACCGUUUUUUUGUUUUUUUUUCUUCUUCUUUUUCAAAUAUGUAUAUAUAUGUAUAUGUGUGUGUGUGUUUAUUUAUUUAUUUAUUUUUUUAAAUAUCAUUUCUGAUAUUAGCCUGCUGUUAUGUGCUUUCGAGUAUAUUGUUUGCAUUUUACCAGCAGAUGUCCUCAGCGUGCAGUGUUCAGAACAGUGAAUCAUUUUAUUUGGUUUUGAAGUUUUAUCCUUUUUGGGUCUUUCAUCUGUCUUUUUAAACACACAAUGUUUUGCAUGCUUAAGUGACACCCUUAAACCUCCUUUAACAUAUUCUGAGAUGAUGUGUAAGACAGCAAAGAGGUGUGAGGCCACAAAAUAUAAUUUUUUUUACUGUGGUAUGUAUGCUUGCUUGAGACUCAAAGUAAGCUGAGAGUGUCAGAACAUACACAGUCUGUGUCCUUAUUUCCUCUCCCAGGUGCUUGCAUAGGUUGACUGAAAUAUUACAAUAUAAAAUGAUCUUAACGAUUGGCUCAAUUGAUUCUAAUGUCAAUAGUCUUAUUAUAAUCAAUAAAUGAAACCGCUAUUAUAUAGACCUCCCUGAGAAAUGUUUCCCUCCUUGAUAUUGGUGCAAAGAUGUGUAUUUUGUACAAUAUUUCCAACUGUUUUUUUUUUUUUUUUAACUUAAUUACAAGCACCACAAUUACUAAAUUGUGUCAUCUGAUACAUAGAAACUGCUGAACAGAGAUUUCUAUGUUCAUUUUAAAAUGUGACAUAUUGAAAAUCAAAAUAAAGCUCUGUCAACACUUGCAUUUUUACAACAUUAUAAGUGUGUUCCAUCAAGUAGUCAAAAGUUACACACACAUGCACGUUGCCAGAUUAAGGACACCAACAGGAACGAGCGCACAUGACGAUGAAUGAAAUUAAAUACACUGUGUUUUCCGCCAACUGGCAACUCAGGGUGCCGAAAUACAAUUGGGUAAACUGGCAGAGGGAGGGUUUCACAAACCAAAACAGAGACUGACA
Molecule: messenger RNA, 3453 nt
Organism: Onychostoma macrolepis
Lineage: Eukaryota; Metazoa; Chordata; Actinopteri; Cypriniformes; Cyprinidae
Product: carcinoembryonic antigen-related cell adhesion molecule 6-like
Exons: 9
Coding region: 1-1326 (441 amino acids)
Source: RefSeq, a predicted model, not a curated record